This is a messenger RNA of Euleptes europaea (tarantolino), 1860 nucleotides long. RefSeq names its product V-type proton ATPase catalytic subunit A-like. The coding region runs from base 7 to 1860 and encodes 617 amino acids. The record is from RefSeq and is a predicted model, not a curated record. Gene Ontology annotation, molecular function: proton-transporting ATPase activity, rotational mechanism; ATP binding; ATP hydrolysis activity. Gene Ontology annotation, biological process: proton transmembrane transport; ATP metabolic process. Gene Ontology annotation, cellular component: lysosomal membrane; proton-transporting V-type ATPase, V1 domain. NCBI's taxonomy places the organism in Eukaryota, Metazoa, Chordata, Lepidosauria, Squamata, Sphaerodactylidae. The transcript has 14 exons.
GAAGAUAUGGAAUUCUCCAAACUUCCCAAGAUUGGGGAUGCAGAGAACGAAAGUUUGCUGGGGUUUGUACAUGGUGUCUCUGGACCUGUGGUGAUUGCCUGCAAGAUGUCUGGGGCCGCCAUGUAUGAGCUGGUGCGUGUUGGCCAUGCUGAGCUGGUAGGCGAGAUAAUCCGUCUGGAGGGAGACCUGGCCACUGUCCAGGUGUACGAGGAGACCUCUGGAGUCUGUGUAGGGGAUCCGGUGCUGCGGACCGGGAAGCCGCUGUCUGUGGAGCUUGGCCCCGGCAUCAUGGGCUCCAUCUUUGAUGGGAUCCAGCGUCCCCUGAAGGACAUCACGGAGCUCACCAAGAGCAUCUACAUCCCCCGGGGCAUCAAUAUCUCAGCCUUGUCCCGGGACCUCAAGUGGGACUUCGCCCCAAGCCCGAACAUCCGGGUUGGAAGCCAUUUAACUGGUGGGGAUAUUUAUGGAAUUGUGCAAGAAAACUCCCUCAUCAAACAUAAGAUUAUGGUGCCAUCCCGAUGCCGUGGCACGGUGACUCACAUUGCGCCAGCUGGAAGCUACGAUAUUUCGGAUGUGGUGCUGGAGCUGGACUUUGAGGGAGAGAAAGAGAAACUGACGAUGGUGCAAGUGUGGCCUGUGAGGCAAAUCCGGCCUGUCGCAGAGAAGCUGCCGGCCAAUCACCCCCUGCUGACUGGCCAGAGAGUCCUGGAUGCCCUCUUCCCGUGUGUUCAAGGUGGGACCACGGCCAUCCCAGGAGCCUUCGGUUGCGGCAAGACAGUCAUUUCACAGUCGCUCUCCAAGUACUCCAAUAGCGACGUCAUCAUCUAUGUGGGCUGUGGGGAACGGGGGAACGAGAUGUCAGAGGUGCUGAGGGACUUCCCCGAGCUGACGAUGGAAGUGGGUGGCAAGACGGAGAGCAUCAUGAAACGUACGUCGCUUGUCGCCAAUACAUCCAACAUGCCUGUGGCCGCCAGAGAGGCCUCCAUAUAUACAGGAAUCACGCUCUCAGAGUACUUCCGUGACAUGGGAUAUCACGUCAGCAUGAUGGCGGACUCCACCUCCCGCUGGGCCGAGGCACUUCGUGAAAUCUCCGGGCGUUUAGCUGAAAUGCCUGCAGACAGCGGCUACCCAGCCUACCUGGGUGCCCGUUUGGCAUCUUUCUAUGAGCGAGCCGGGCGUGUCAAGUGCUUGGGCAGCCCGGAGCGAGAGGGGAGCGUCAGCAUUGUCGGAGCGGUGUCCCCUCCUGGUGGUGACUUCUCUGACCCGGUAACCUCAGCAACACUGGGGAUCGUCCAGGUCUUCUGGGGCCUGGACAAGAAACUGGCCCAGCGGAAGCACUUCCCGUCUGUGAACUGGCUCAUCAGCUACAGCAAGUACAUGCGGGCUUUGGACGAACACUACGAACGGCAUUACCCGGAGUUUGUCGCCUUGCGCACGAAGGCCAAAGAGAUCCUGCAGGAGGAGGAAGACUUGGCCGAGAUCGUCCAGCUGGUUGGGAAGGCCUCCCUUGCAGAAGCUGACAAGAUAACCCUUGAGGUGGCCAAACUGAUCAAGGAUGACUUUCUGCAACAAAACGGCUACUCUGCCUAUGACAGGUUUUGCCCUUUCUAUAAGACGGUGGGCAUGCUCCAGAACAUGAUUACUUUCUACGACCUGGCUCGCCACGCAGUGGAGUCCACAGCCCAGUCGGAGAACAAGAUCACGUGGGGCAUCAUCCGUGAGAACCUGAGUGACAUCAUGUACAAGCUCAGCUCCAUGAAGUUCAAGGAUCCAGUAAAGGACGGAGAGGCGAAGAUCAAAGCUGCCUACGGCCAGCUCAAUGAGGAGAUGCAGAAUGCCUUCCGGAACUUGGAGGACUGA